Stomoxys calcitrans (stable fly) is the source of this 4265-nucleotide messenger RNA. RefSeq names its product eukaryotic translation initiation factor 5B (gene eIF5B). Lineage: Eukaryota; Metazoa; Arthropoda; Insecta; Diptera; Muscidae. Gene Ontology annotation, molecular function: translation initiation factor activity; GTP binding; GTPase activity. The record is from RefSeq and is a predicted model, not a curated record. The transcript is spliced from 9 exons. The coding region runs from base 252 to 3914 and encodes 1220 amino acids.
AUCUGUUCUUUUCUGUCAGUAGGCUGCUGUAUAAAGACGUCGUUUUGUACAUAACCAAAAAGAAAGGAUUUGCAAAAACUUGGCAAAAAGGAUACAAAACGGGAUCUUGUUUGUAUCCAUCAUCUCCAUACAGUCUCCUUAUUUAUUGUCCAAAUACUUGGUCGCUUCAAAUUGACUGAUCUACAGAGAACUGUGUAUUUAUUGAAUUCUGCGGAUUCACAUAUAAACGUGUUGAAGUUGCUUGAGGAAAUAUGGUUAAAAAUAAAAAGGGCAAGAAAGAGAUAGUUUUGACUGGUCCAGAAGCCUCAUCUGGUGAUGAGAUUGAAACAACGCAAGUUCAAGCUGCGGGUUCCGAUGACUCCGACGGUGGUCAGGAAUUGGAGAAGGUAAACGCCAAAAACAAAAAGAACAAACCCCAGAAGAAACAGAAUUCCAAGAAGAAGCAAAACGAUUCCGAUGGAGACGGGGAUAGUGGUGAUGAGGUUGAAACCAUUUCUAAGGGGGUUAAAAAGCUGCAAGUUAAAAGCAAACCGGCAGCAGCCAACAGUGAGGAUGGCGAGGAUGAGGAAGAGCAGGCAAGUAAGAAGAUGAAAAAUAAAAAGAAAGCAGCAGCUCCUAAGAAGUCAGCAUUUGAACUCUUGAUGGACGAGGAUGACGAUGAUGAUGACCAUAAUCCACCGGCGGCACCGCCAAGCGAACCCGAGGUGGAGGAGGAAGAGCCAGAAAAGGCAGUCAAAAAUGCCGGCAAAAAGUCUAAAAAGGCCAAACGUAAGGGCAAAGACGAUGAUGAUGAAGAUUUGGAUAAGCUAUUGGCUGAUAUACAAGCCGAAUAUGCCGUUGGGGAAGCACCCAAGGAUGCCACCGCCAAUGUGGUCUCUCCUGAAGAUCUAAUCGAGGAAGACUUUGGCAAGGGAAAGAAGAAGAACAAGAAACAGCAGCAAAAAGAAACCGUAAAGCCGGUAGAGGUUGAGACCAACGACGGCGGAGACGGUGAAGGUGACGAUAUUGAGGAGGAAGGUGGAACUGUUAAGACUGCAGCUCAAAAGAAAAAAGAAAAGAAGGAACGUCAAAAGCGUGAAGCAGCGCUAGCCAAACAGAAGGCUGCCCAAGAGCCAAAACAAAAGCCAAAACCUGUAGAAGAAGUAGCCGUAACUGCGGCUGAAGAACCCACUGUUGCAGCUGAAAUUGUAGAGGAGCCCAAAGAUGCUGCUAAAGAAAAUGAAGGCGAUGCUGAGGGCGAAACCGCGGCUGAAGGAGAGGCGGGCAAAGCCACCGGCAAAAAUAAAAAGAAAGGUAAGAAGGACAAAAAGGCCGAGGAGGAAGAAACAAAGAAGGACAGCAAGAAAAAGGGCGUGUCAGCAGCCAUGGUAGCUGCAAUGCAAGAGCGUCUAAAAAAGAUCAAAGAGGAAGAAGAACGCGAAAGGCAAUUAGAAGAAGAACGCAUCAAACAAGAGGAAGAACGUGAAAGACAACGCUUGGAAGCUAUUCGCCUUGAGGCGGAAAGAAAGGAAAAGAAGAAGCAGAAGGAGAUUGAACGAAAGGCUCGUCUUAAGGCCGAAGGUAAACUACUUACUAAAAAGCAAAAGGAAGACAGGGCUCGUGCGCAAGCUAUGUUAGAAUCGCUCAAGGCUAAAGGCAUAGAAAUUCCCGAUCCCAAUGAGAAGAGACCAACUAGACCAGGCACUCGCAUACGUCCAAAGAAGAAGGGCCCUCAAGCAGGUCAACAAGGAGAGACUAAAUCUGAAGAAGAAUUGAAAGCCGAACAAGCUGCAGCCGAAGCAGCCGCCCAAGCGGAAGCUGAAAAGAAAGAAGUCAUUAAGGAUUCGUGGGAUGCAACAGAUUCCGAAGAGGAAGCCAAUGAUGAAGUAUCACAGGCCACAACGAAUACCAAUGAUGAAAAGGCCGCAAACGGGAACACCCCAGAAGAGGAUGAGUCCGAUGAUGACGAUGACGACGAUAAUGAUGACGAUGAGGACUCCGAAGAUGAUCGCUGUGCAAACUCAGAUUCCGACUCUGAUUUAGAUGAUAAGGACGAGGUUAUAAAUGCCAACGAUCCUGAGGAACGCCGCCUGCGAGCUGAACGGCGGAUUCUUAAACGCCAAGACGAGGCCGAAAAGAAACGCACAGUUGAUAAUUUACGUGCUGCGGUGGUGUGUGUUUUGGGGCACGUAGAUACAGGCAAAACAAAAAUUUUAGACAAGCUACGACGCACUAAUGUGCAAGAUGGCGAAGCCGGUGGUAUUACACAACAAAUUGGUGCUACAAACGUUCCCAUGGACGCCAUUAAGGAGCAAUCGAAGGUAGUGCGUAAUUCCAGCGAAUUUGAAUACAAACUUCCCGGCCUGCUGAUUAUCGAUACACCUGGUCACGAAUCGUUUAGCAAUCUCCGCAAUCGUGGCUCAUCGCUCUGUGAUAUAGCCAUUCUGGUAGUUGACAUAAUGCACGGUCUUGAGCCACAAACCAUUGAAUCCAUUAAUUUACUCAAGAAGAAGAAAUGUCCGUUCAUUGUAGCUUUAAAUAAAAUUGAUCGUCUUUAUGAUUGGAAGCUGAUGGCUCGUCGAGAUAUUCGAGAUGUGCUGAAGGAACAGGAGGCGAAUACGCAGGUCGAGUUCAAUCAGCGCACCAAAGAAGUUAUACUUCAAUUUGCCGAACAAGGUCUCAAUGCGGCGCUCUUCUAUGAAAAUCCAGAUCCGAAAACCUACAUUUCCCUUGUGCCCACUAGCGCCAUUACCGGCGAGGGCAUGGGAAAUCUCCUGUUCCUCAUUGUGGAGUUCUGUCAAAAAAUGCUUGCUAAACGUCUGAUGUACUCGGAGGAACUGCAAGCCACUGUCCUAGAAGUUAAGGCCAUUCCUGGUCUUGGCACAACAAUUGAUGCCAUUUUGAUUAAUGGUAAAUUGCGUGAGGGUCAAACAAUGAUAUUGGCUGGUACCGAUGGUCCCAUUGUUACCCAAAUUCGUUCGUUGCUAAUGCCACAACCAAUGAAGGAGUUACGUGUUAAAAAUGCAUACGUGGAGCACAAAGAAGUGUUAGCCGCUCAAGGUGUCAAAAUUGCUGCCAAAGACUUGGAAAAGGCAAUAGCUGGCAUCAAUCUUUUGAUAGCUCAUAAACCAGAUGAAGUGGAGAUAUGCAAGGAGGAGGUAGCUCGCGAACUGAAGAGUGCUUUGAGUCACAUUAAAUUGGCCUCUACUGGUGUUUAUGUACAAGCUUCUACUUUGGGUUCAUUAGAAGCCUUAUUAGAGUUUUUGCGAACAUCCAAAAUACCGUAUUCGGCUAUACGAAUUGGUCCCGUAGUAAAACGUGAUGUAAUGAAGGCCUCAACGAUGCUGGAACAUGAAUCACAAUAUGCCACAAUUUUGGCAUUUGAUGUUAAAGUCGAGAAAGAAGCACAAGAAAUGGCCGAUACACUGGGUGUGAAAAUAUUCCAAGCCGAUAUUAUUUAUCAUUUGUUUGAUAAAUUUAUGGCCUACCGUGAGGAGUUGAAACAAAAGAAGCGAGAUGAGUUCAAAUCAAUAGCUGUCUUCCCCUGCAAACUAAAGAUACUGCCACAGUUCAUCUUCAACAGUCGUGAUCCCAUUGUCAUGGGUGUUAUGGUGGAAAAUGGUAUUGUUAAGGUUGGAACACCUAUAUGCGUGCCCAGCAAAGAAUUUGUGGAUAUUGGCAUUGUCACUUCGAUCGAAUCGAAUCAUAAACAAAUCGAAUCGGCACGCAAAGGUCAAGAGAUUUGCAUAAAACUCGAUCCCAUACCAGGCGAAUCGCCCAAAAUGUUUGGGCGUCAUUUUGAAGCUGACGAUAUGCUGGUUAGCAAGAUUUCACGUCAAAGCAUUGACGCUUGCAAGGACUACUUCCGAGAUGACUUAAUUAAGGCUGAUUGGGCUCUGAUGGUUGAACUGAAGAAAUUAUUUCAAAUUUUGUAAAUUGUUUUUGCUAUGAUAUGAUGUGCGCUAUUUAUACAAUGAUAGACAAGAUACGAUUCGGAACUCUGCUUUCAAUUUUUAAGAGUAUACUUUGCGUAAUUUAAAACAGAAAAUGUGCUGAAGUGGGGAGAGAAUUCUGACUUUUGCCCAAAACUCCCUUGCAAAACGGUCCGUAGUAACAAAUCAAUACUUAUUUAUUUUUUUUUUAUUUUUUCAAAAAGAAAAAAACAGACACAAACUCAACACACACACACACACACAUAUAUUGAGAAAAAAAGAACUUAAUGCAAUAAAAAAAAAAAAUUACGGCAUAUAAAAGUAUAUAAUAAUAAAAAUAGAACAUAAAAAUAA